Messenger RNA from Meira miltonrushii, 744 nucleotides. RefSeq names its product acetyltransferase. The transcript has a single exon. Lineage: Eukaryota; Fungi; Basidiomycota; Exobasidiomycetes; Exobasidiales; Brachybasidiaceae. Bases 25 to 627 code for a protein of 200 amino acids. The record is from RefSeq and is a predicted model, not a curated record. Gene Ontology annotation, molecular function: acyltransferase activity, transferring groups other than amino-acyl groups.
CACUUUCUUGAUCAUCAUGAUGAAAUGGAAAAACAACAGCCUACCUUAGAAACUUCAAGGCUCAUCUUACGUCCUAUACGUCAAGAUGAUGCUUUCCAUAUUCUAGCCCUAGGAGGAGAUCGUGAUGUUGCUUCCACAACACAACUUCCCCAUCCAUACACCGAAGGAAAUGCCAAGGAUUUUGUCGAAAAACAAGCAAAAGUGUACAGAGAUGGCGAAUGCGUAAACUUUGCAAUCUGUGCAAAAGACAAAAGAUUUGCAGAUGAAAUAGGCUGGGAACCAGGCCGGUUGAUGGGCGUCAUUGGGUUUUAUCUGAACCUUGCAAACAAUAGAGCUGAACUCGGUUAUUGGCUUGUAAAGCCAUUCUGGGGCAAAGGGAUCACGUUCGAGUCAGCAAAAGCUGUUGUAGAGUAUGGCUUUACAGAUGUGCAGCUGAACAGGAUAUAUGCCAAUCACGUUACCCGUAAUGUUGCAUCUGGUCAAAUAUUGAAAAAAUUGGGCAUGCGAUUCGAAGGGACAUCUCGUCAGCAUAUCUUCAGAUGGGAGCAUGCUGAAGAUUCGGAGAAUUAUGCCAUCUUGGCAAGUGAAUGGCAACAGAAUACAAUUCAAGCGAUGAAAAAGGCAUAAAGAGCGCUAAACAUGAGAGUUGUGCCGUAUAAAGCAGUACGGAAACGAUGUCUACUCAACCACUUUUGCAACAGAUCCUUCGCAUCUAACGUUUCCUCUGCUGUCAAGGACCCUAUC